This is a messenger RNA of Astyanax mexicanus (Mexican tetra), 4203 nucleotides long. RefSeq names its product tripartite motif containing 37 (gene trim37). The transcript is spliced from 25 exons. Bases 221 to 3124 code for a protein of 967 amino acids. Gene Ontology annotation, cellular component: peroxisome; aggresome. NCBI's taxonomy places the organism in Eukaryota, Metazoa, Chordata, Actinopteri, Characiformes, Acestrorhamphidae. Gene Ontology annotation, biological process: protein autoubiquitination; negative regulation of centriole replication. The record is from RefSeq and is a predicted model, not a curated record. Gene Ontology annotation, molecular function: ubiquitin protein ligase activity; tumor necrosis factor receptor binding; ubiquitin protein ligase binding.
CCCAUGGUGACGGACACUGCCCAGCAGCAGUGGGAAUGCUAAGCUAACGCACUGCUAACGGCUGCAGGAGGAGGAAUAUCGGUGACUGAACUGUGACAGUUAAUGUUGAUGUAGAGGUUUUAUACAGAAUAUCGCCCGCUGAGAGUCACACUGCGAGCUCAUCUGGGGUCUGUUCACAAGGACCAUAGGUUAUCUUCAAAUACUAAUAAAACUGGCUGACAUGGAUGAGCAGAGUGUAGAGAGUAUAGCGGAGGUGUUCCGCUGCUUCAUCUGUAUGGAGAAGCUGCGAGAUGCUCGCCUCUGCCCUCACUGCUCCAAACUCUGCUGUUUCAGCUGCAUACGGCGCUGGCUGACUGAGCAGAGAGCCCAGUGUCCGCACUGCCGAGCUCCACUGCAGCUUCGGGAGUUAGUGAACUGUCGCUGGGCAGAGGAGGUGACCCAGCAGCUGGACACACUGCAGCUGUGUAACCUCACCAAACAUGAAGAAAACGACAAAGACAAAUGUGAAAACCAUCACGAGAAGCUGAGUGUGUUUUGCUGGACCUGUAAGAAGUGCAUCUGUCACCAGUGUGCUCUCUGGGGAGGAAUGCACGGAGGACACACGUUUAAACCCCUGGCUGAAAUCUAUGAGCAGCAUGUGACAAAGGUCAACGAGGAGGUGGCCAAACUCCGCCGCCGGCUCAUGGAGCUCAUCAGUCUUGUACAGGAAGUGGAGAAGAAUGUGGAAGCGGUGCGUGGAGCGAAGGACGAGCGAGUGCGGGAGAUCAGGAAUGCUGUAGAGAUGAUGAUUGCUCGUCUGGAUAAUCAGCUCAAGAACAAACUCAUCACAUUGAUGGGUCAGAAGACAUCUCUCACUCAGGAGACUGAGCUGCUUGAGUCUUUGCUGCAGGAGGUGGAGCACCAGGUGGGGGGAUCCACAGACGUGCUGCGAUCCUGCAGUAAGAGUGAGUUGAUUUCUAAAAGUCCAGAGAUCCUGCUGAUGUUCCAGCAGGUUCACAGGAAGCCCAUGCAGUCUUUUGUCACAACACCUGUACCGCCGGACUUCACCAGUGAGCUUGUUCCUGCUUAUGAGUCCAGCACCUUUGUUCUAGCAAACUUCAGUACCUUGAGGCAGAGAGCAGACCCUGUAUACAGCCCUCCACUCCAGGUGUCCGGACUUUGCUGGAGACUGAAGGUUUACCCUGAUGGGAAUGGAGUUGUUCGGGGAAAUUACCUCUCUGUUUUUCUGGAAUUGUCAGCUGGACUCCCAGAGACGUCUAAGUAUGAGUAUCGGGUUGAGAUGGUACAUCAGGCCUCCAAUGACCCCUCUAAAAAUAUCAUCCGGGAGUUUGCUUCUGACUUUGAGGUCGGGGAGUGCUGGGGGUAUAACCGCUUCUUCAGGCUAGACUUGCUGGCGAGCGAGGGGUACCUCAACAUGCAGACAGACACACUCAUACUCAGGUAUCAAGUGCGAUCACCCACCUUCUUCCAGAAAUGUCGUGAUCAGUACUGGUAUAUCUCCCAGCUGGAGGCGGCCCAGUCCAGCUACAUUCAGCAGAUCAACAAUCUGAAAGAGAGACUGGCAAUUGAGCUCUUCCGUCGGCAGAAGUCUCGAAGCUCCUCCCCACCAGACCGCCGCCUCUGUCCCUCCACUGUCGCAUCUGCUGGACCAUCCAGCCGCGACUCACGGCCUGGGAAAAACUGCAUGGCAGAAGAGACAAACCAGGCAUCUGCAGCUGAGGCAAAAGAUGAAGAUGAUGAGGAAGAAGAGGAGAAGACCCAGCAGGAUGACUCUAAUGAGCUGUCUGAUGGUGAUCUGGAGGUGGACUGUCUAACUGGGGAUGAAGACGUGAACCCACUGGAUGGUAGCAGCACAUCUGGCAGCUCCACGGCAACAAGUAACACUGAGGAGAACGACAUUGAUGAGGAAACCAUGUCUGGAGAGAAUGAUGUGGAAUAUAGUGGAAAUUUGGAUCUGGAGGAGGGAGAGCUGCCAGAUGACAUCAUGGGAGCCACAGGAGGGUCCAAUGCAGGUGUGCGUGGUUUGAGACGUGGGACCGGAGCCUCGGCCAGUCUGCUGGAAAUUGACCCCGUUAUCUUAAUCCAGCUGCUGGACCUAAAGGACCGCAGCCACGUAGAGUCACUGUGGGGGAUGCAGCCGCGGCCACCAGCAUCACUGCUUCACAACCAAGCUGCUGCUGUUCCAACCCGUAAGGAUCGUGAUCGUCGCCCACAGGCAGUGCGGCGGUCAGUCCCGGACUCUGGCGUGCUGACGCGGCUCAAGGCUCAAAUGGCGGAGGUACGCAGUAAAAUGUCGGAUGUGAAGGGUCAGCUGGAGGCCCGCAGUGUGGCAGACCCUCGGGUAGCUCCUUUGGAGCAUGGACCAGCAGCUGAACCAGAGCCCGCAGCCAGGAGAAAACCCAGUGAACUGGAUCUGCUGUUUAAAACCCACGGAACAUCACGACAUAGCCGACAUGGUGGGAAGAAGGCUGUUUCACCUAAGCAGGAAGUAGGCGGGGCAAUAGGAGGCCUUUCCAUGCGCAGGUCUGGUGAUCCUGGAGAGAAGGAACUAAGAGCAGCUGGAGAUGCAGCGGUGGAUUUAAAUCUCUGCCCAAGAGAUGGACCCUCCAAUGCAGACAAUUCAGUGAAGUCCCUCAGUCUUCAUGGAUCCCCUUCAUCACUACCCAGCACCUCUUGUUCUUCUGAAAAACACUCCAGCACCAAACCUGACGAGUCUCUUUAUGGAGCGUCCGAAACAUUUAGCCUUCCUGUUCUGAACGGGGGUCCUUCAACAGGAGCCAAGCAGCGCAGAACACCCACAUUGGGAGUGGGGCUGCUGACAGACGGAUCUUUAGACUGCGAACCUGAAGGACCCGGUGAAAUGCGCCAAACGCUGCUCACGCUCACUGAGCCGCCUGCUACCUCCCGACCUGAUGAAGGACUCUUGUGUCAGAAGCAGUCUCCUCACCUGUUGGCAGGAAUGAGCAGUGACAGUGAGGCUGAGUGUGAGACAGAGUGUGAGAAUGAGGACGAGGCCGUGGCUGUGCAGGCUGGAGAACGCCAAUAUGACGCACUUACCUGUUCAGGUGAGCAGCUGAUGGCGGAUGAUCUGAGCUUUGUGUCUGGAGAGGCUACGGAGAGGUGAUGAGCGGACUGCAGACCGGCUGUGUGCAUGCGAGCGCGUCUGUGUCGAUGUGUUACUGCACUUCCUCUCAUCCACGUUCAGACACAUUAGAGCAGAAGUGUUACGCCUAUUUUAGAGCAGGAGAACAAACACACUUCUCUGUUUCCUCACUUAAUUUAACAGUUUGAAGAGGGAUGUGCUAUUCUUAAAUGGGCCCAACAUUCUGUUAUGUAAGCAGUUUUCUGUGCAUGAGAGUCAGCGUGUUUAUUGCAUUGUUACAGAUGUUUGGCGUGGGGAACAGUGGUCAUGGGUGAUGAUGAUGGGCAUGUUUUUAUUGCUCCUGUACUGCUUUUUUCUGUUUGUAUUUGUUUUUUUUUUUUAGUUUGGUAGUUUUUUUUAUUUGAUUAUUUGUACUUAUCUUAUUUUCUUGUCUGUAUUGUGUUCAUGUUGUGUCUGCUCUAGCUGGCUGAAGGCUUUUAUGAAAAGUAAGAGGCACCUUCUGUUCCGUAUGUUGAGCUUUCAGAGUAAAAUUAAACGGGAACUACAGCAGUGGCACCUCAGAGAUAUUUUUCAGAGUAAUUUUGGCACAAUCGAUAAAAGAAUGUGAAAGAUGCUGCUGCUCCGGUAAUUAGACAUAUAUUUAUAUUUGGGUUUAUUUUUGUGUACAUUAGGACUUUAUUAUUGUAAUAAGCUCUCUGAAGUGAUGGCACUUGGCUCUUUAAGUGUGGUGUGUUUGAGUGCUGCUGAGGCUCUCUGGGCAUUUGAACGUGUUCUGACUGAAAUAAUGAGCUAGCAUUUAUUAAAGGUGGGAUAUGCACCUUCAUAUGCUUCAUAUUCUUUUUGGGCAGUAAGUAGCCUAGGCAUGUGGCUAACAAUAACUGAGAGUUAGUUCUUAGCAGUUAAUGUAUUAAAAAGUGAAUUUCACUGUCACCGUUAGCAUUGUUAGCAUUGGGUUAACAUAAGAACCACCAGAAGCCUGUUUGAUCAAUCCGCCUCAUCCAGCAGGGGGCGCCUUUUACAGUUUCACAUUCCGUUCUUUAUAUGUUCGUUUUGAUUUGUUUGUCUAUUUAAGGUCAUAAUAAACAUGUUUUAUAUAGAAA